This is a messenger RNA of Musa acuminata subsp. malaccensis (wild Malaysian banana), 1044 nucleotides long. Its product is annotated as protein SMALL AUXIN UP-REGULATED RNA 12-like. NCBI's taxonomy places the organism in Eukaryota, Viridiplantae, Streptophyta, Magnoliopsida, Zingiberales, Musaceae. Gene Ontology annotation, biological process: response to auxin. The record is from RefSeq and is a predicted model, not a curated record.
UCUAUCUUCGUCUCAAACCCACUCGUCUCCUCAGUCACAAUGGCAGCUUCUCCUCUCUGCAUGCAAUUAUCUUGCCAUCUCUAAUGCCUCUUAAGGAACUGGAAUGUUUGUAAGAGGAAUUCACAUGUUGCAUCACAAUCUGCUAUGACAGAAGAUCUGAAGAUGGUUUCUGAGAGAUGAAAUCUUGCUGUGUCUCGGAAUCUUUACAAGAUUCAUGUUAGUACAAUCCAUGAUCCUGUCUUCAGAUCCCUGCUGUAAUAGCUAUGAAUGCUUAAGGCCACUGAAAUCCAUCAUCACUUGGCGUUCGGAGUCCGACCAUCACUGGUUUGGGACUUGCAGCCAUGGGUGAGGAAGCUGGGAAGGUGACUAGUAUCUGGCAGAUUGUGAGACUGCGAGAGAUCCUUCAAAAAUGGCAGUCCAUCGCCCUCGGGCCAAAAGAGGACCGGCACAGGGCGUCCGGGAUCCCCCCGACCGUCAGCAGCCGCCGAAAGGACGUGUGCGUCCAGUGUGACUCCGACGAGGAGUGCUGCCAGAGCCCGGAGGCGCCGCCGGAUGUCCCCAAGGGGUGCUGCCCAGUGUACGUAGGACCAGAGCAGAGGAGGUUUGUGAUUCCGACGAGUUACUUCAGCCUGCCGGUGUUCAAGCUGCUACUGGAGAAGGCUGAGAAGGAGUUCGGCUUCGAUCACAAGGGCGGACUCACCAUCCCUUGCGAGAUCGAGACGUUCAAGUACAUCCUCCAGUGCAUGGACCGGCACGGCAAGGGCCUCAUCGAUGACGAAGGAAAUCCAACAGGGCUUGAGGAGUGAGAGCGCUUGGGAUUGUUCUUUGUCAGCUACAGCAUUCAUAGGGAUUGAUAGAACUUCCACUUGGUGGUAUGUGCUAAGCUUAAGGAGAGCUCUGAAACAUGUUUCCCCCUUCCUUGGAUUUCAGGCGAGUUGCUGGGAUUAAGCUGUGUAAUCCCCAAACAUAGUUUUCGGAAAAUGGUACUGUGAAUCAUGUAAUGAUUGAUUGGAAAUGCAAAUGCUUGAAAAGUUGCUUUUGUGA